AUGCGAUUAUUUCUCUCCAACAUAUGUCGCGAUUCUGUGUUCGUUAAUUUGUGGGUACAACCUAACGAGAGCCAUGACUCUUAUCAAACUCUUAAUAGAAUCGCCGUCCCUGCCGUUGGCGCCGGAUGGACUCUGCAGUGUAAAGUACCCGAUACGAAAAUGGCCGAGGUUUGUGACCUGAUUACCGCAACUAGCAAGAAACUGCAUGAGCAGUUAGAGGCCAUCGGGAGCACCUUCGAGGACGAGACACUGACUGACCUGAAAGAGGACAUUACUACUAAGACGGCUACGUGGAAGGGCGAACUUCACUCGACUAAGACGGCUACGACGACAACGAGUGUGGAAGACGCAUCCACGGUGAAGGUCGAAAGUUACUCGGAGUCUGAACUCCCUGAGAAUGCGGCACGCAUGGUGGAGAUGGCAAUACAACAGGCUUCCACAGAGUUCAAGUCGAAAUACGGCCAGGCUGUCGCAAAUCAGUCGAGGCAAAUGUCAGAAGCCCAGAAGGAGCUGGAGCGAUGCCAGCGUCGGUGCCGAUUCCUGAUGGCCAAGUUGAACAUCCAACAAAGUGAUGCCGAGAUCGAUGCCGCUAUUGAUAGUAGCUCCCAUUGGACCCGUGCUAAGGUCGCCAUCCUCAUGCUACGGGACUCAGCCAAGUUGUGGACCCAGUUGCGUGGUACACCGAAGAAAAUCCACGCGGAAACCCGCAUACCUCGUGAAGACUUGCAAGGAGGUCUACUCAGUCGUAGAGGUGUCUUUGGUUAUCUCAAGUUGACGAAAGGUGUCCAAGCUGGUAGAGAUUUCUCUGGUGUCUUCAAGAACAGCGGCAUGCGUCUUGAGCUGCCCCCUGGCAGUCCUCGGCCGCCUCCUGCGACUCCACCGCCGAAAGAGCCGCUACCAACCAUCCCACUGUUGAAGAUCUCAGGCGAUCCCCCACAGAAACCUGAGCGCGAGAAGCGGGAAGCGAGCGAAGAACGAAAUGACGAGGGUAAGGCGUGCCAACUUUUCUACAACGCAUGCGUGCAGUGCUCCUCCUGCAACUUGAAGUUGCGUGCGAAUGGGUCACAGAAUGCGAUUGAGUUGCAGCGAUUCGCAGUCAAUAACAGAGCCAUCACCGUCCUCUCUCCUUAG
This is a messenger RNA of Perkinsus marinus ATCC 50983, 1131 nucleotides long. RefSeq lists its product as hypothetical. The transcript has 8 exons. The record is from RefSeq and is a predicted model, not a curated record. NCBI's taxonomy places the organism in Eukaryota, Perkinsozoa, Perkinsida, Perkinsidae. Bases 1 to 1131 code for a protein of 376 amino acids.